CUCUCACUCUCUUUCUCUCUGCUUCAUAACCACAAUGCAAAACCCAACCCAAAAGCCUUUGUUUUUUUCUCUCUCUCUCUUCUUCUUAAACCUUUCUUUCUCUACAUUUUUUAUGCCUUGCCCUUGAGUGUUUGUUUUGUGCUUUCUUUCCUUUCUUUUGUCUGGACAGAAUUGCCCCUGCUGGAAGCUGAAAACUACUGAAGCCUUUUGCUGUUGCAACUUUCUGCAAGCAAAAUGAGAUGCGGAAUUUGGGGAAUUUUUUGAGCUCCUAGGUGCUUGAAUUUGGAAGAAAUUUUUAAGGCUGAUCUUGGUUGAAGUGCUGUUGCUUGAACUGAACUGAAAUGAAUUGAAUUGAACAACCCCCUCUCUUCGGAGCUCCUUUAUUGAUCGAGUUUUUCUUGUGUAGAAAAUGAUUCUGACAAAGCAAUAUAGGUGUGUACACUCAGCUAGUUGUCAAUGCACCAAGGGGCAUUUAAGUGAAGAUGUGUUAUUCUUGGUUUUUCAUCGUUUGAAUUGGAACCCCAAGUUAAUUGCCACUCUGUCAUGUGUGUGCAAAUGGUUCGAUGAUCUUGCGAAGCGAGUACUGUGGAAGGAGUUUUGUCGAACAAGAGCUCCUAAGAUGAUGCUUGAUCUGCAAUCAAGCGGAAGCCAUAGUAUUGACGGAAACUGGAGGCCCCUAGGGAAGCUGCUUACGUACUGUUCCGGAUGCAAGAGAGGUGGUUUGUUCAGAAACAUUCAGAUCCCCGGUCACUUUGUAUAUCGGACUAGGUUUUCUAGAACAUCAGGAAAGAGCUUUCUUUUACCACAGUGCAGAAAUGAUGUUUUAUAUGUGUCUGAUCCUUGCGAACAUCUUGACCAAGGUGAAGAAGGGGAUUUAGGAUUCUUCCGUGGAAUUUUCAAGUCUUUUGCGACCUCGAAUGUAAGGAGGAUGCUUAAUAACAAGGCUGCCAGGCUCCAUCCAACAGAGGUUUGCCCUUAUUGUAAGGCAAAGUUGUGGAGCAUGCUGCAGGCUAACAUGAUCCCGCAAAGUGCUAGUUGCAGGUUGGGUUCAUAUGAAGAUUGCAUCGAGUAUUAUGUUUGCCUUAAUGGGCACAUGCUUGGGAUCUGCACCCUGUUACCAUUAUCUGAAUCAGAAGAGGCAUCUGAGAAGGACUAAGAUUGUAAUGAUUCUCAGGAUAGAGUAUGGGGGAUCAAUUAAGUCUUGACUUCUCUAAAGAUAAUUUCUUGGUACAUUCAAGUAAAAAUCAUGUUAAAAGCAAGUUGCCAAUUCCUCCUUUUAUUAUCACACAUGUUAACAGAAACCACUUUAUAGAAUCAAGAACAAAGCCUGUUCGCCCUUUAGGGAUGCUUGAUAGUUCAUGAUUUUAGUAUGGUACAUAUGGACAAGAUACUUGGUAGUUUGAGAGGAGUCUUCACAAGUGGAAGUCAAGAAGCUUCUUCUAUAUUUUACCAGAGAGUAGGAAGCAAAGUUUCAAGGAGAAAUUAUUGGGUACUUAUGGGAGCACUUAAUAUCUAGGUUGAUUAUUCUCCAUCUAUUAAUAUAAUAACUUUCAAAUGAAAAUACAAUUCUUACCAUAAAAAAGAACACUGAUAUCUCGAUAGAUGGAGCGUAAUCCACCAAAGUGCUCUACGAGUAUGCAAUAAUUUCUUAAGAGUAGAAGAAUACGCUGAAAGGUGUACGAAUGCUUGGAUUGCCUACUUUUUACUUUGAAGUCCUCACAAUAUGACAUUUCUUCAAU
Arachis ipaensis is the source of this 1739-nucleotide messenger RNA. Lineage: Eukaryota; Viridiplantae; Streptophyta; Magnoliopsida; Fabales; Fabaceae. The record is from RefSeq and is a predicted model, not a curated record.